GUUUUUCUCUCUGUUUUCAUAACCAACAUACUAACACUAUUGCCUUUUCACUAAAACCCUAAUCCUCUCUCCCUCGAUCUUUUACUCACACCAUGAAGAGCCAAGAAGAUUUAGAAACCAAUGAGCAAGAGAUCUCCACGAAGAGAAAGCACAGCAGUAACAACAACAAUAACAACAGCAUUAGCCAGCAAGAUUUGGAAGGUGAAGAUGAUGAAGAUUUUGACCUUACACUUUCUUUGUCUUUUGGUCGACCUCCGAGAUCCAAAAAGAAAACUACCCUAAACACUACAAGACCACAGUUAUCACUGUCAUUGCCGCCACCUGCAACAUCAUUAUCGGUAACUCAUCAACCGCUACCCCAGCAUCAAGAUAUCCCUCAAAUUGAAAUCCCACCGGAUGCCCAGAUGACACCAAGGCCUCUUGGCCCUCUUCAGCUUUCUCCCAAACACGCCCCAUUCACUGAUAUUCCUGUGACUGAACCAUUGCUAUACACUACUGCUCCAAUAAACCAUGAAAGUUCCAUGGCUGGUCCAUCUCGCGCUCCACGCACACGCCGGAACCCUUCUCAGGGUCCCCGCGAAGGGAAAGGGGAAACUGUUCCCGUCUUGUAUCCUUGGGCCAUGGAUCGUCGUGCCAUGGUGCAUAGCUUGGACUAUUUGCUAUCAAGAAGAAUAGAAACCAUCACUGGUUUAGUCCAAUGCAAGAGAUGUGAAAAACAAUUUGAAUUAGGGUUUGACUUGAGAGCCAAGUUUGUAGAAAUUGGUGCAUUUAUUUCUCAAAACAAGAGUUUCAUGCAUGAUAGGGCACCAAGUGAUUGGAUGAAUCCGGUACUGCCCAGGUGCCAAUUUUGCGACCAGGAAAAUAGCGUGAAGCCUGUGAUUGCCAACAAGAAGCAGAAGAUUAAUUGGUUGUUUUUGCUUUUGGGGCAAAUGUUAGGCUGCUGUACUCUUGAUCAGUUGAAAUAUUUUUGCAAGCACACAAAAAAUCAUCGCACUGGGGCUAAGGAUCGUGUUCUCUAUCUUGCUUAUCUUGGAAUGUGUAAACAGCUUGAUCCCAAUGGCCCUUUUGAUCGCUGAAUUGGAAGAAGGAGAAUCUUUUAUUUGCUGAUUCUGAGUGAGGUGGUAUAUCAUCAUGUGUUUUGGGUGUGUAACAUGUUGUCGUACCAGAGUAUGCGUAUGUGGAUUAGUAAAUAGUUAAUUUAGUUUGGUUGGUGGGUUCAUGGAUUUUCUUUUGAUUUUGUACUUUUUUUUAAUAUUGUUUAGCUAGGCAAGAUCAAUUUCCAUAUUGGAAGCCUUAUAAUAUCA
Molecule: messenger RNA, 1304 nt
Organism: Populus trichocarpa (black cottonwood)
Lineage: Eukaryota; Viridiplantae; Streptophyta; Magnoliopsida; Malpighiales; Salicaceae
Exons: 1
Coding region: 93-1076 (327 amino acids)
Source: RefSeq, a predicted model, not a curated record